Molecule: messenger RNA, 2284 nt
Organism: Nelumbo nucifera (sacred lotus)
Lineage: Eukaryota; Viridiplantae; Streptophyta; Magnoliopsida; Proteales; Nelumbonaceae
Product: small GTPase LIP1-like
Molecular function (GO): GTP binding; GTPase activity
Source: RefSeq, a predicted model, not a curated record
UUUUUGAGAGCCAACCUGAAUAUCCACUUUACCAACUGACUGCUAACAUUUCUGCCAGCCUGAAUAUCCACUUUACCAACUGAGCCUGCUAAGUGCUAACAUUUCUCUGGGGGAGGGGGAAGGGAAGUUUGUCAAGGGACUUUACUGGGAAUUAUAAUUAGAGGGAAAUGGUAAUGAACCUUUGGAAGAGGAUUUGGUAGUGAACUUUUUCUUUCAUCCCUUCUUUUAACUCGACCAUUUGUCAUUUUCUUUGGCAGAUGCGAUUUUGGUUUUCUUUCUAGGUCCUAGUUCGGUAAAUGGUCCCGUUUAAAGUUUUAGACCAGUCGAUUGGUGCUAACCAGAUACCAAUCUAACAUGAAGAAAAUUGCCUAAUGAGCGGGAGCCUUUUUGUGUUGGUACUCUUAAUCAUGCAUUUUCUUUGAGGUUUUUAGUUCUUAAUCUUCUACUUUUUUUUGGGUACAAAAUUUUUAAUCUUCUACUUGGCUUCUCUAACAAAUAGGUUAGCGAAAAGCCCUUCUAACUGGUUUUGUAUAGAUCUUUACUUGUACAGUCCACGACCACGGCCUCGCCUCCAGGUCUUGCUCGUCUUCUGACCGAUAUUGAAUUCUGAGACGGUUUUAAAGGAAGACUCGUUUCAUAUUCUCAUCUCCAGAUGAUAAUUUCCCUUCGCUUUUCAUAGUGAACACCGUUAUGACAACACUCAUUUCCGAUUUUGCCGUUUGAUCUCUAACGCUGCGUGGGUUCUGAAUUCUGAAAUCAGAGCAACUGGUUGAUAUCUGGAAUGGAUUUCAAAUUCUUCUCAUGUACUGUAUAGGGUUCUUGAAUAUUAGAUUAGAUCUUGGCCUGGUUUUCGCUUGAUAUGGAUUUUGGACCGGAUUUGGGGACACCCAUCUUGAGAACCUGGGGUUUGUCUUUGUUUGAGGGGACUUGAUUAGGGGGAAUUGGGGACCUCUUGUUUUUCUGAUCUUAUCGGGAGGUGGCCUUGGUUAAACGCUUUGGACCAAAACAUGUUCUGGAGGGAACGUGAAAGGGACAAUAGAAACUCCAACGGCGGUCCUCCUUGUGGGCAGGUUAGGGUGCUUAUCGUUGGAGACUCAGGUGUUGGAAAAACUUCACUUGUUCAUCUGAUCAUCAAAGGUUCUGCCAUUGCUCGCCCUCCUCAAACAAUUGGAUGUACAGUUGGUGUGAAGCACACCACCUAUGGAAGUUCAGGUAGUUCAUCUAGUAGCAUUAAAGGUGAUACAGGGAGGGAAUUUUUUGUUGAACUUUGGGAUGUCUCAGGACAUGAGCGUUACAAGGAUUGCCGAUCUCUUUUCUAUUCACAAAUCAAUGGUGUUAUUUUUGUUCACGAUCUCUCCCAAAGAAGGACAAAAACAAACUUGAAUAAGUGGGCAGCAGAGAUUGCAGCCACCGGAACAUUCUCGGCACCUCUUGGAUCUGGUGGCCCUGGUGGCCUUCCUGUCCCAUACAUUGUUGUUGGUAACAAAGCAGAUAUUGCUGCAAAAGAGGGUCAAAGAGGGAGCAGUGGGAAUCUUGUUGAUGCUGCUCGCCAGUGGGUUGAGAAGCAGGGUUUACUUCCAUCUACAUCUAGCGAGGAACUUCCACUGACAGAGAGUUUUCCAGGCAGUGGAAGCCUUCUUGCUGCUGCAAAAGAAGCAAGAUAUGACAAGGAAUCCCUGAUGAAGUUCUUCCAUAUGUUGAUCAAGAGAAGAUAUUUUCCGGAUGACUUGUCUGCGCCAAAUCCAUGGUCUAUGACACCAGUUCAGAGACCCUUCCAUCGCUCAGGCGAAAAUUUGAGUGAUAAUGAUGAUUUCCACAAUGAUACAAGAAGCGGUGAUCUUUACAAAUACAAUGCACUCCCUCCUCUUCCAGCUCAACGGAAUCUCACACCGCCUCCCACACUUUAUCCUCAGCAGCCAGUAACUGCAUCCGAGAACUACAGCAUCCCAAGAUUCAUUCUGAAUGGAUCCCCAGAGAUUGGUAGCACCAGAUCAAAGCGGUCAGAUAUUAAUGUUUAGUUUGUCUUUGUCUAUUGUUGCAGAGAGUAUACAAAACAUUAACCAAUAGUUUUGCCCAGAGUGGUUGGGGAUAAAGUGAGGAGUAUAUAUGUAGUUUUGAUUAUUUUCUUUUCCUAUUUGCAAGUAACCUGCUCAUUACUUGGUUCACAUUUGUAAGUGCACUUUUGGCUGAAGAAGGGGGUGUCUGCUAAUGAUUUGGUUGGAUGUGUAAUGAUUGAGUACUUGAUGUCCCAAACUGAAAGUAAAAGCCAUUUCUUUACGACCAA